AUGAAAGCCAUCCAAGUGAAAGAGUACGUCAAGGACCCUCGCGACCUGCAAGUCAGCGAGAUAGCAGACCCCAAACCCACCCCCGACCAAUACACCAUCGCCGUCAAAGCCUCCGCAACCAACUUCUUCGACCUCCUCCAGAUUCGCGGCAAAUACCAGCAUCAACCACCCUUCCCGUGGGUCUCUGGUGCCGAGUUCAGCGGCGUGGUCACAGCCGUCCCCACCUCAGCAGCGAAGCGGCCUCCAAAGUUCAAUGUCGGCGAUAGAGUCUUCGGCACUGGCCAGGGAGGCUAUGCCUACAAAGUCUGCGCGGCGGAGUCGCAAUUGCAGCCUAUUCCUGAUGGCUGGUCGUUCUACGAUGCAGCGGGCCUCUUCGUGACGAUGCCAACCUCGUACGCUGCUCUAGUCAGUCGAGCGAACAUCAAGAAGGGUGACUGGGUUCUGGUCCAUGCUGCAGCAGGUGGUGUAGGUCUUGCGGCUGUACAGAUUGCCAAAGCACUCGGUGCAACUGUCAUUGCUACAGCAGGUACACAACAUAAGCUCGACGUCGCCAAAUCGUUCGGAGCAGACUACGGCGUGAUCUACACCGACGACUCCUGGCCGCAGAAAGUCCAAGACCUCACGCCAAAGAAGCGAGGCGUGGACAUUGUGUACGACCCGGUUGGUCUCAUCGAGAAGAGCACCAAGUGCAUAGCUUGGAAUGGACGAUUGCUCGUGAUAGGCUUCGCUGGUGGGCCGAUCGAGAAGGUUGCUACGAACAGGAUCUUGCUCAAGAACAUUGCAGUCGUGGGACUGCAUUGGGGCGCUUAUGCCAAGUUUGAGCCGGAGAUGCAGGCAAAGGUCUGGGAGGGCUUGCAUGUAUUGAUGGAGUCGAAGAAGAUCCGCGCAACGAAUUACACGGAUAAGGAGUACAAGGGACUGGAGAGUGUGCCGGCGGCGCUGGAGGCAUUGGGGGCUAGGGAGACUUGGGGUAAGGUCGUGGUUGAUUUGCCAGAGACGAGGGAGAGUAAGCUAUAG
Molecule: messenger RNA, 1017 nt
Organism: Fulvia fulva
Lineage: Eukaryota; Fungi; Ascomycota; Dothideomycetes; Mycosphaerellales; Mycosphaerellaceae
Product: Quinone oxidoreductase-like protein 2
Exons: 1
Coding region: 1-1017 (338 amino acids)
Cellular component (GO): mitochondrion
Molecular function (GO): zinc ion binding; oxidoreductase activity
Source: RefSeq, a predicted model, not a curated record